AUGAGUCAACCAUCAAUCCUUACGAUCGAUCAGAUCCCAGGGAUAGUCAGUUCGAUGGGAUCUCGCGAGAAGGCAAUAUCUGUCGUCGGCGAGCUUGCAUUGAACUUUUCUACCUUAAAAGAAAAUACUAUUUCUAUUCCUCCAACAUUUGUUAUUACUUCAGAGUCAAAAAGCAUACUUUCGAAUAAUAAAGGUCAUUUAACAGAAGCCUUCUGGCAAGAAAUCCUUAAAACAAUCAGAGAAUUCGAUGAUAGAACAGGAGCAAAGUACGGAAACAAAAAUCCAGCCUUUUACAAUGUAGUUGGUGAGAUACCAGGAGUAUCAAUUGUUAACCUCGGUUUUAACGAUUUUACAGUUCACGAACUCGAAAGACAAACAAAUAACAAAGCAUUUGCUUAUAAAGCAUAUUCAAGAUUAGUUGCAUCAUAUGCAGCAUUAGUUCACUCGAUUCCAUCCGAAUUAUUCGAUGAAACAAUGAAACAAUUCAUGGUUGCAAGAAAUAUCUCCGCAAUUAAAGAUUUCUCAGCACUCGAAUGGAUCCAAAUUACCAAAUUAUUCAAAGGCAUCUUCGUUCAUUACGUCGGACGUCCAUUUCCUCAAGAUCCAUACGAACAAAUCAAAAAUGCCCUCGAAGCAGUCUUAAACUCUAAAUAUACAAUCUCCAAGCAAAAGUAUAUUGGCAGAAUCAACACAGAUUUUGUUCCUACUGCUCUUAUUCAAAGAGUAUAUUUCGGAGGAAAAGAUUCUCAUUCGUCUGUUGUUAUUUCCUCAACGAACGAAUUACAAACAGGUCGCUGCCAAAUCAGCGGUAUCUAUUAUCCGCAAUGCGAGCUCUUUGACAUAAUAAAUGGAUAUUUCCCACCAAGAUCUCUUGAAGAUUUCGCAGAAUCAUAUCCGAAACCAGGUGAACUAAUCAAAUCCCAGAUGUUCCAGAUCUCUUCCCUCUUUAAUCAUGCGAUGACAGCUCAUUUCGUUGUAAAUGACGACAAACCAGUCGUUAUGAACAUCGAAAAGACACAUUUCUCAUGUACAAUCGGUUGUGUUGCCGCGAUGAACCUUAUUGAAUCCGGAAAAGAUAAACUUGAAGUCAUCAAAUCGAUGAUGCCAUGUGAAUUAUCAUCAGUCAUAUCCUCACAAGUGAAGAGUGGUUCAGUUAACUAUUUCUGUCGUGGUCUUUCAGGCGCAAAUGGUGCAGUUGUUGGCCGUGCAUCACUUUCAAAUGAAGACUGUUUAGCACGAGUUUCACAAGGUGAGAAAGUUGUUCUUUUCAAACACUCUGUUACACCUGCAGAUCUCGAUGCAGUUCUUGCAGCUUCAGCCGUUGUCACUGAGAGUGGUUCUGAUUUCUGUUUCGCAUCAAUUCUCACACGAUCACUUGGUAUCCCUGCAGCUAUUGCAUGUGGUGAUUUAAGUAUCGAUGCAACACGUGGUGAAAUUGUAGGAAAUGGAAUAACACUUAAUGUUGGUGAUGAAGUAACAGUUGAAAACGGAGGUGUAUUCUCAGAAAGACAAGAACUAACUAUCGCACAAGUUAGUGAAGAAUCCCAACCUCUUGUUAAUUUACUCAAAGAACUUCGUUCUAAAUGCGGUUUCCACAUUUUAAGCAGCGCUAACAACAGCGAAGAAGUUAAAGCAUCAAUCGAAUGUGGUUGUGAUGGAAUCGGAUCAUAUAAUAUUGAUUCUAUUUUCGAGAUCGAAGAAAACAAACAGAAAUUGAUUGAUUUCUUGAUCGACAUUGAUAACAAUGAGAAAGAAAAAGAAGUUAUGCGUUUAAUCAUGGAUAAUCUCACAGAAGCAAUGUCGCAAUCACCAAAUCAUAUAUUCACAAUCAAACUGUUAACAAAUGGAAUUGGUUUCUAUCUUCCUAGUGCUGUUGAAUCGACGAGAGAUGUUGCAGAAUUACGUGUUCGCAAACAAUACGAAAAAGAUUUCAACCGUGAUGAAGAGCUUGAAAGUAAAAUCAAGCAGUUAGAACUUGUUAAGAAGUACGGCGAAUCUAAUCCACUUAUGGGAUUGCGUGGUGCAAGACUUUCCAUCAGACAUCCAAAGGUUUUCGAUGUCCAAGCUAAAGGUCUUUACGGUGCAAUUGUCAACACGAACAGGAGUGAAGAAUCACCACGUGUUCGAAUCAUGGUUCCUCUCAUGUCUGUGGGUAAUGAACUCAAACACAUCGAACAACGUCUUGGAAAAAUCUGUGACUGUGGAAUGGUUGACAUCGGUCCACUCUUUGGAUCACCACGUUCAUGUCUCGCAUCUGGAGAGUUCUUAAACAUCAGCAACUUCAUGUGUGUCGAUGUCAAAGGUCUUCAGGAGACAACAUUCGGCAUGACAGAACGUGACGCGCGUCGUACAUUCCUCCAGGAAUACGUCGACUGGAGAAUCAUCGAUGAUAGUCCAUUCGAUUCAGUUGAUUUUGAUGGUGCAGCACAACUGAUCAAACACGCAGCAUCAAAGUCAACAGACGAAACACCAGUCGGUGUCCUCGGUGACUUCAUCGGAAGUAAGACAGACAUCAUCAACUUCAAGAAGUUCGGAUUGAGUUACAUCAUUUGCAGUUCAUCGAAAGUUCCAUUAGUUUCUCUUAGCUGUGUUCAAACAAUAUAA
Molecule: messenger RNA, 2604 nt
Organism: Trichomonas vaginalis G3
Lineage: Eukaryota; Parabasalia; Trichomonadida; Trichomonadidae
Product: phosphoenolpyruvate dikinase-related family
Exons: 1
Coding region: 1-2604 (867 amino acids)
Biological process (GO): pyruvate metabolic process; phosphorylation
Molecular function (GO): ATP binding; pyruvate, phosphate dikinase activity
Source: RefSeq, a predicted model, not a curated record